AUGUGGCUUUGUAACACAAUCUAUGAAAUGGUGCUUGGGAUUGAACAGCUAUUUUACCAUGGUAUUGAGUUUGUAAUCAUACUUUGUUUCCUCUAAGUUCAAUACUUACAAAAAACAAGAGAAUAAUUGUGUAUUUUGGUUCCAAUAUUCCUCUUAAUGUUGAAUGUUGUAAUUAUUAUCUCUGCAGCGAAUUAGGAAAGACUUUUUCUAUUCAUAUUGCCGACUUAAAUAUAUGAUAGUUUAAAUAGGAAUGAAACUAAGAGAUAUUAUUUCAUCAUCUGCAAAGUAUUGCACUUUGUUUCUUUAUGCGUUUGGAAAGUCAUUCAAAAUUUAAAUAAUGGUGAGCCAAUUGUUAUUAUUUUUAUUCUAAUCUUAUUCUCUUUAGUCAGUCCAAAGGAGCAAGACAAAUAAUUAAAACGCAACGAUACUGACUUCGAGGACACAAUUCACAUAAGAACAAACUCCGAUUCUGAUCGUGUAUAGGAGAUGCAAAAUAAUUUGGUAGGCAUAAUCAAAUUAGAUUGGACAUACAACCUCAUCAUGUGCAAUUCACGAGCUCAAAAUUUACUAAAAAACAUAAAAAUUUAAAAUCUUUUAGAUAGUCUUGUUAUUUCAAUCGACAAAUAAACCAAGACAUUGUUGCAAGAUUAAUAUAAUUGCAAAUUCCCAUCGAUUCAAGAUUUGAAGGAGCUUCAAAAUGCUUAUACUUUAAAAGAACUCAUUGAAUAAAUCAAAUAAAAUCAAAAAUACCCAUAUGAAUUUGAAGUAUUCUGCUUAAAAGGAUAUAAUGAAUUUUAUUUGAAAGUUUUUAUAUUUGAUUCUAAAUCAUUCACAAUAGUGAUGCAAAAUAUGGAAGAGUACAAAUUAUAGAUUAAAAAAGUAUUUACUUAAACCACAAUGCAGCAGUUAUUCAAAAGCUUUAGUCACGAGUAUAAUACCUCAUUAAAUUACAUACUUGCUUUGGCUUAAGUGGCUGAAUGUCAUAAUCAAGUACCAAAAUAUAUUUAAGAACAAUUUUUUAAACCCAUCUUAGCAAAUGGAAAAGUUAUGCAUAGUAUGGUAUUGGAUAUGAUGGACUACAACAGCAUUUUAGGGAAAACAUUCAGUCUAGAAGUCUCACAUUUCAAUAUCUAGGAACUCAUUUUAGAAGUAAUCUCACUUUUCAAGGAUCAAAUCAAGAAAAAGAAUCUUGAAAUUGAAUUUGAAAGCAAUCUCUAAGUCACUGAUAUUUUAUCUGAUCGGAAUAGAAUCAAAUAAAUUUUGAUUAAUCUUGUAUCUAACGCAUAAAAAUUUACACUCCAUGGUAACAUAAGAUUGAGAGUGGAAUAUCAAAUUUUAAAUGCUAAGCACUAAGAAAUAAUCUUCCAUGUCUAAGACACAGGAAUAGGAAUGGCAAAAGAGGAAUAAGAAAGGUUGGUCCUACUGUUGUAAUCAGGAGUACCAUCUAUUUCAAAGAUCUCAAAAAAUACUGCCGGUUUUGGAUUGGGUCUAUUUAUUAGUAAUAAAAUUGCCGAAGCAUUAUCCUAAUAAAGAUAUGAAAAGGGGGGAGGUUUGAGAUUUGAAACUCAGACUGGUAAAGGGUUUCAUUGUUGGUUUUCCGUUUACCAUUAAAUUGUAAGUCCUUCUAUUAAACCAAAUAAUCCGAGAAGUCCUUUGGUGUUGUUGAAUAAAAAGGUGGUGAUUGACACCAGAUAGACCUAAGUCAAUGCUGGGGUGGAACAUCUAAGAAUGACUUAGAUGAGGUCGAAGUUCUCACAUCUGCUCAAUAAUAAGGUACCUUCAAUUGAGUAGAACUUAUUACGAGAAAGAAGGCCUCAUAAUAAACUGAAGCUUGUUUAGACAUUGAUUGAUGCUGUUUCUUAGGAUUCAGUCAAUAAGGAAUGUUCAAUUGAUGAAUUUUAGAGUAGGAUCAAGUACAUGAAAGGAUCUGGCCAAUAAAAGCAAGAGUUAUAGCAACAGCAAUGUUAAAUAAGAAUAAAUUAAUCCAAUUCAGAUUGCAGGUGUCCAUAGAUUUUGAUUGUGGAUGAUGAGUAAAUCAAUAUUAUGGCAUUGUCAAUUUUGUUGGAGCAAUUCAAUCUUACUUCCGAUCAGGUGUUUAAUGGGUAGGAAUGUGUAGAUUUGAUAUUUUCAAACUAAAAGAAAACAUAUUGUAGCAAGUGCAGUGACAAGUAGUACCAACUUAUUUUUAUGGAUAUUAACAUGCCUCUUUUGGAUGGGUGGGAGGCGUCGAGACAAAUAAAAAAGAAAUGUUCAAUAUCCAUAAUUGCUUGUACUGCGUUUACUGACAAUGAAACAAAGGAACAGUGUUAUUAAAAUGGAAUCGAUUAUUACAUCUCUAAACCAGUUAAGAAGGACUCUUUAGCGUAAGUGCUUCAAUAUUACGAUAUUCUUUGA
This is a messenger RNA of Paramecium tetraurelia, 2394 nucleotides long. RefSeq lists its product as uncharacterized. The transcript is spliced from 4 exons. The record is from RefSeq and is a predicted model, not a curated record. Lineage: Eukaryota; Ciliophora; Oligohymenophorea; Peniculida; Parameciidae. Gene Ontology annotation, biological process: phosphorelay signal transduction system.